UGGCCGCUGUGGCUGCGCGAGCGGUCGGGGGUGGCCGAAGUGUUCGCCAUCACGAGCUUCCGGGCGCCGGGCGGCGUCGACUUGCCGACGUGGCUGUGGGUGACGGCGGUCCCGGAGCUGCGGACCGUGAUCCUGGCCGUCAACGACGUGCUAUCGUUUGCCAAGGAGCUACUCGCCGACGACACCACGUCGGCCAUGGUCGUGCUAACCAAGGAGCGCCACCUGAUCGGCAUGCCCGGCUCGGCGCCCGACGGCGGCUGGUGCCUGCGCGACACGUUCGACGAGUUCUACGGCAAGAUCGUUGUUGCCGCUGCCCGCAUCAACCGCCUGCUGCGGCCCAACACGCUCACCGCCCGCUACGCC
Molecule: messenger RNA, 363 nt
Organism: Lasiosphaeria miniovina
Lineage: Eukaryota; Fungi; Ascomycota; Sordariomycetes; Sordariales; Lasiosphaeriaceae
Exons: 1
Source: RefSeq, a predicted model, not a curated record